AGAGUUACUCUCUGUGCCUGAAGACUUGCAGAAAGUCCAGUGGCCUGAAAUGAGAAAUCAGGAACAGAAUGAAAGAAAGGUCCAGUGCUAAAAUACAGCACUGGGUACUGGACUUGGGAGGGCCAAGCUGUGGUUCUGCCAUUGACCCUGUGUAAGUCUUCUUAUCAGGCCACCAUCUUUCCAUUCUAAUGUGGAAAAUGGGGGUUCGUCCAUAUGGCAAUUGGACCCAACCCACAGGGAGCUGUGUUGCCUCCCUGGGGUCCGGGUAAGGGGCAUCAAAAAGAAAUAUAUGCUUUCAACUUGUACAGCCCACUGAUUAUUACCUUCUACUGGUGUUCCAGGUAAGCAGCAACAACGUCCCAACAAGAAAUGCUGUGUGUGUGAUGAUAACUUUAGGGCACAGGUAUUUCAUGAGACAUAAGCCUUUUACUCUGCCCCAUAUUUGUUUUUUUCAGUCAGCAAGGAUACCCCUUCUCUACACCUUGUUGAAUUCUGUUUCCCAUGGAGCUCCAGCCCACAGGUCAUAGAGGCAGGGACCUUGUUCCCUAGCAACCAUCUCUGCUCUUCAGCCUUCAUCCCAUCUCCAUACCUGGACUUCAGCAGGACGUGUCUGCUCGUAUGACUCACCAGUCUCCAUACCAGGGAUCAUGGACCAGAAAAGUCAAGCUCAAGGCAAUGCAGCAUUAGAAAUAGAACAGAAAGGACUCAGUGACUGUGCUGAACUGGCAAAAAACUCCAUGACUUGGGCAUCCCUUUCAGAUUACCAGCAGCUGAGUUUCAACUUGAACGCAAAUCUUUACCAAGGUUUGCCACUGAAGUGCCAAAGCUUGACACAAGAUUCCUACACCCUUGAUGUAAUUCAGAAGUCGACCAUAGAUCCCAGGCAUUGGCAUGGAAGGAGGAUUAGUGAGCUAGGGAGAUGGUAUGAGAAAUAUUUCCUAGACCUUAACACGCUGAGAGCAAUGAAGGAGAAAUAUGGGAGGGAAUAAAAAAGACAACCCCUAGAAGAUGGAGGUUGAAGAUUGGAAAGCAUUCAGCAACAAGUCUUUUUCCUCCGCCACCCAAUAAACCUGCCURUGAAACCUGAACUCAUUGCUUGCUAGCUGGCAACAACAGAUUGGUUCCUGGUGCUUUCUCCCCUCUCUUUUAAAGCAUCUCUAGGGAGAGCAGUGCAAGAUAAGUCUGAAUAUGAAUGCAAAAAAAGAAUGAAAUCACUUUGUUGGUCACUAGUACAGUGGGAAUUAUUAGUGUGUGAGCCACAUACCCUUGCAGAAGGAUGUGGUGGUGAGACAACCCCACACAGAAAUUCAUCUGCUCAGCACRUAAGUUGGAGCAGGAUCUGUGAGUGGUAUAAGAGGGCAUGGUGGAAGAGGGCGUGUGUGUGUGUGUGUGAGCAAAAUCAUGUUUUCCAGAAAAUUCAUAAUACUUUGACUGCUGCCCCAGCACUCCAGAGAGUACAGAAGAUGCACUGGCAACCAACUAAGGUUAUCCCAGCAGCAGAAAUGUGCUUAAGCAAAUGGAAAUUCACCUGAGAAGAAGAGGCAUCAGGCUGUUCACAAAAGCUCACACUAUUUGCAGGCCAAGCCAAUGGGAAA
Malurus melanocephalus (red-backed fairy wren) is the source of this 1595-nucleotide messenger RNA. RefSeq names its product ciliary microtubule inner protein 4 (gene CIMIP4). The record is from RefSeq and is a predicted model, not a curated record. The transcript is spliced from 4 exons. The coding region runs from base 648 to 989 and encodes 113 amino acids. NCBI's taxonomy places the organism in Eukaryota, Metazoa, Chordata, Aves, Passeriformes, Maluridae.